Molecule: messenger RNA, 5249 nt
Organism: Poeciliopsis prolifica (blackstripe livebearer)
Lineage: Eukaryota; Metazoa; Chordata; Actinopteri; Cyprinodontiformes; Poeciliidae
Gene: wdr32
Product: WD repeat domain 32
Exons: 7
Coding region: 212-1795 (527 amino acids)
Cellular component (GO): Cul4-RING E3 ubiquitin ligase complex
Molecular function (GO): protein binding
Source: RefSeq, a predicted model, not a curated record
GUCUUGAUGGGCGGCGGAGAGGCGCUGCCAAAUCUGGCAGCAAACUAGAUUUCCAACACCUCUGCUGCCACAGUCCUCCGUCAUGGCACCUUAAGCGUGUAACCAACCCGACGUGAUAGCUGACUGCAUCCUGUCUGUUUGCUGCGGCUGAGCCAGACGCUGACCCCGCCGGAGACACGAGCCGCGGUGCGGACGGGCUGAAGCCGCCACAAUGAGCUCCGAACACCAGAGCGACAGCGAGGACGCCGACGAGUCGCAGGAUAGGCCCGGCAGCACCGGUAAGAAAGAAGACCCCGCUGGAAGACCGACACAGUCGGAGGGUGAAGAAGACGCCCCGCAGAGGGUCUGUGCUUCGCCGCCGGGGAGCAGCCGCGAGGACCAGCCGGAGGGCAGCGCCGGCUCCUCUCCUCCCCGCCUGGAGGAUGAAGAGCGCCGCGGCUCACCGGGCGCCGCUCCGCAGGCGGGGAGCGGUGGAAGCUCCAAUAGCGAAGGCUACAGGGGGAACAGCCUGUUUUCCUGGCUGCAGAGCAGGACUGUCAGACGGGGGCUGUUUGUAGACCCAGCCAGGGAUAACUUCAGGACAAUGACCAGCCUGUACUGCUCUAUGAACCCGGCCGUGGAGUCGGUCAAUCUGAGCUCCCAGACCCACGGAGCUGUCUUCAAUCUGGAGUACUCACCGGACGGGUCUGUGCUGACUGUGGCCUGUGAGCAGACAGAGGUCCUCCUGUUUGACCCCAUCUCAUCCAGGCACAUCAAGACCCUCACAGAGGCCCACGAGGAUUGUGUCAACAACAUCAGGUUUUUGGACAAUCGCCUGUUUGCCACCUGCUCCGACGACACCACCAUUGCAUUAUGGGACCUUCGUAAGCUGAGCUCCAAGGUCUGCUCGCUGCACGGCCACGCCAGCUGGGUGAAGAACAUCGAGUACGACACCAACACUCGCCUCCUGGUCACAUCCGGCUUUGACGGCAACGUCAUCACAUGGGACACUAACAGGUUUACGGAGGACGGCUGCCCGCACAAGAAGUUCUUCCACACUCGCUAUCUGAUGAGGAUGCGUCUGACUCCCGACUGUUCCAAGAUGCUCAUCUCGACUUCCUCAGGGUACCUACUCAUCCUUCAUGACCUGGACCUCACCCAGUCCCUGGAAGUGGGCAGCUACCGCAUGCUGCGAGCCCGACGGACCCCGCUCAGCUCAGAUGGAGGCACAUCAGCGUCCAGAUCGACAGCGACGCCCCGUCAGGGACACGACUCCAAGCUUCAUCCUCACAGAGAAGGUCUGUCCCCACGGAACAGCCUGGAGGUUUUAACUCCUGAAAUCCCCGGGGAAAAGGACAGAGGGAACUGCAUCACGUCCCUGCAGCUGCAUCCCAAAGGCUGGGCCACGCUCAUCCGCUGCUCCAGCAACAUGGACGACCAGGAGUGGACCUGUGUGUACGAGUUCCAGGAGGGGGCGCCCACUCGGCCGCUGGUCUCUCCCCGCUGCUCCCUGCGCCUCACCCACUACAUCGAGGAGGCCAACGUGGGCCGGGGCUACAUCAAGGAGCUGUGCUUCAGCCCCGACGGGCGGCUCAUCUGCUCCCCUUACGGCUACGGCGUCCGCCUGCUGGCCUUCGACGAGCGCUGCAGCGAGCUGGCCGACAGCCUGCCCGUUCAGACCAGCUGCCUCCGGGAGAUCCGCUCCAUCUACUCGCACAGCGACGUGGUGCUCACCACCAAGUUCUCCCCGACUCACUGCCAGCUGGCCUCGGGGUGCCUGAGCGGACGCGUGGCGCUUUACCAGCCCAAGUUCUAGCAUCCGGCGUUGUUUAAAAAAAAAUUUUGUUUUUUUUUCAACCCGAUCACUGCAGACCUGGGGAAACGCGUCCCAGGCUAAAUCGCUGCAUAUGAAGGGGUGGAAAUGCAUCAUGGAAGUGUUUUACAGGUGGUUACUUUUAGCACAUUUGUGCACAGGAUUUGCUGAAGCCAACCAGAGAUGCACUGAUCUGAGUUCUAUUGCCAAUUUCUAAUCUUUGCUAUUUGUACAGCUUCAACCUGCCGAUACCGACUUUGGUCUACUCCAGUUUCUGUUUGAAAACUAAUAUAUAGCAUAAGAAAAUACAAGAACAGAAUUCAGGAUAUGUUUCUUCCUUGUUUACUUCCCUUAAGCUGCUAUUAUUUAUUUAUAUUAGGAGCAGAAACUAUGUUUUGAAAAAGUAUAACCAUAAAUUACAGCUACUGUUCUUUUACUAAUCUGAAAUUCUAGAGUUGACAUUUUAAAUGACCUUUAGCAUUUUAUAGAAGUGAUUUGCAUCACUAAACAAAUGCUGUAUUCUGUUCAGCCUUCCUGUUGUCUGUGAAAGUCUUGCUCUCUCUUGCUUUCCUGCACUCUUGAUGAACCUCAGACUUAUUGGUUUCCCGUGUUGCACCUCUUUGCUUACUCUAUCUUAAAUUUAAGCGUCUGACUGAUUGUGAAACUAGCUAACGUUGAGUCUUCGCUCAGUAAUAGCGUUCACUUCGAAGAGUGUUUUGUGCGGUCAGGUAGCACUUCCAUUUGGUGCAUUCACCGACUCAAAAAAGAUUGGAUUUUAACGUGUCCUCCACUAGGCAAAAAGAAUCGUCCAGCAGAUUCCUCGAUGCAUCUCUACAGCUAGCUUAAGAAUGUAGAGUGUUGCGCAACAACCCAGGUCUGCAGCUGUUAAACGGGUUGAGUUCGUUUAGGUGCUAGCCGUCAAACUGACGGCCAUGAACUGGCGUAAAGAAAUGACAGACUGAAGCUCUGGGCUAAUUGCCAGGUUGCAGCAGAGGAUGGACACUUUGAGCCCUGGAUUUCAAGACACGACACAGAAAAGCAAGCUCAAAAUUGAAAUACAAAGAAAUUGCGUUUUUGUUUUUACAGAGGAAACUUCCUGAGCUGAAGUUCAAUGCAAUUCUCGAUGCAACUUGAUAUCAGGCAACGGCAAACUGUUGGUCGUGUGUAGCUCCUAUAGUUACAGAGUUGCUUUUGGCCUCUAAUAGUAAAUAUUUGUUUUCUUCCGUCUCAGGAGGACAACAUUAACAGUGCAAAAAGUCUAGUAUUGUUGAACCCGGAAGACGAACGGACUUUUGUGUACGCUGUUUAACUCGACUUCCUGCGCCGCGCCUGGUGCCGCUCUCUGCUGCUUCACUCAUGCCUUCGCCACAGGUGCUGCUUCUGUGCUCAUACAAUCUGAACUUCAAGGACCUACCCUCCUUUACCUGCCUGCUGCUUUUUUUGUCCCCAACAUCUGAUCUCUUUCCACGGUCCAGAUCCUCUGUUGUUUUUAAGGGUUUUACUUGGUGUAUUAAUAUUGGCACUAAUCGUUGCACAGCGUUUGAUUUGAUAAUCACUUCAGAGUUGCUACUCUGUAAUCACCUCUCUACUUUCCCCAAAGCUUUUAUCUAAAGUCUUUAGAUCGCAAUAUGUGGUCACCUGGAAAAUGGAGCACUCGUAAAAAGGCGGCGAAUAUUUCUGCGUCAUUGCAACUCAAAGAUACAUAGUUUCACCCUCUUUUGGUCUUAGCGCUACGCUUUAUAGGAGCGAUGCAGGCGCCAAGUCUGAUGAGAGUUCUCCUAUCACUGUUGGUUCCUCGAACCACGCAUUGCACGCACACACGGAAAAAAAUCGGAAAAGCGCAGGCAAGGUCAGCGUGAGCAGGCUGGACCAUGCAAAGGCUCCAGCCUGUCAAUGGGGUCCCAUUGACUCUUAUCUCUUACUGUUGAGGGAGGGUCAAGAACUAUUUCUAAUUUUUUCUUGUAGCCUGCAAGUUUUGCCUAAAAUGUGUAGGCUGCUUCACAUGAGUUAAAAUGUUCCUCAAAGUUAAAAGUUUUUAUCAACGACUGUUCAAGGCGUAUAAAAGAGCACAACAGAUGCUUACAAACAUUUGUUAAAAGCCUGAAACCAAAUUAGAUAUUUCCAUUGAAAAAUCUUACAAGAAUUUUAGAAAAAAAUACCCCGUCAAGAAAUAUUUCCGACUGCUCACUGAGUGUGUAGGCAAGGUAAAUGUUGGCGGUUAAAAGAAAUGGGCUUCUGUCCUACAUCGUAUUUAUUCCCCAGGCCAACAGGAAAUCUUAAAAUGAAUGACUAAAAUAAAAACAAAGCUAAAGUUGCAUUAACUCUAUGCUAUUGGUGGAGGUGCCUAAGCCCCUUUUCCUAAAACAUGGUGGGUAAAUGUUACAUCCUGAUGUCCAAGCUAUCAUCAUCUGAUGGUUUAUAUUAGAACCUGAAUAAACCAUCAGGCUCACUCAUAGCAGGUAAACUGUCGGAUUGAGUUAGCUUUAAGUGUUCAUUAAUGUCCUUUUACAGCCACACACUGCAGCCAUUGUUUUGUUAGUAGAACACUGUUACCGCUCCCAAUGACUCCAGGACACAUUAGAAGUUAGCUAAAGGUAAAACUCCUGCUAUGCACAUCAGCCUUUCUGGUGAUUCUCCUUUAUUAUUUCUGCUCUAUGCUGAGCUGUCAGUUGCCAAAAUAUGAUUUAUGAUGGAUGAAAGUGAGCUGAGAACUUCUGCUGGUAUAGAUUUAAGAAACGCUUCUAUUUAGAUCGACCUUUUUUGUUGUUGUUGCUGUUGUAAAUCUACUUUUCUCUCGCCACUGUAGAGGGCGCUGUUGCACUCCCAUUUAAUUCAGAUUUUCAAACUAAUGUGUUGAUUACAACUAGUUGAUAAAAGUAACAAGGGAUUAAAAAUCUGUGUUUGAUAAUUACUAUAACGUCAGAGUUGGGAGGGAAAUGCGACUGGAGCCGUUUUGACCUGAAUUUGGCUUUUGAGGUAAAGGUUCAAUAACGACAUAAAUUAGAUUUCACUUCUGGUCUCCAAGUUUUCUCCCGUUGGCGUCACGCCGGGACGGGCGUCGUGCCUCAGUUUGCCGCUUUCAUAACCUUCAGGUCAGUCAGUCGUUGGGUUCGUCUAAACGCGGACGCAAACAUUUCUUAGCCACCUUACCGGCGGAGUGUGAAGGGAUUCUGUGUUUCCUCCUCUGUUUUUACUUCAGGUACACUCACGACCUCUUUGAAGUGUCUUAUCUAUUUUCACUCCGUAUAUUUACGCAGAAAGACUGGGGGGGAAGGGGAGAAAAAAAACUGGAUUUAUCAUGUUUUGUGUGUUAUUUUUGAUUGUUGCUUUGAAUUUUAACUUGUAUCUAGCCAUGAGUUUCAUGAAUGUUCACACUAUUACCUUUUUUUUCCCAUGUGUGCACCAUUAAGUGAUGAAGGAUGGGUAGAUGAAAAUAAAACAUGGUGACAUGCUUAAA